CAGACGCUACGAAAUCUGCAGGAACAUCAAACACUGCCUCGAAAAAAAGUCUUACAGACGAGGCUCAACCCAAGUCGGGGGAUCGACACCUAUCUCCAGCAGUGGCUCAUCUUUUGCUCACAAACGGGAUAACUGACACGGCAAAUAUCCCAACUACUGGGCCAAAAGGGAGGUUGUUGAAAGGUGACGUUUUGGCAUAUAUGGGUAAAAUUAAGCCUCCACCGCCUACCAAGUCGAUGACACCCGCAGAAAUGGAAGCCGCAAAGACAUCAGAUUCAAAGAAACACGUGUCCAUGGCCAAAAGUACGCCAUCUCCGUCACCGGUAUCCCCUUCAGCACGAGGGCCAGCUUCCACGGAAA
Molecule: messenger RNA, 360 nt
Organism: Paraglomus occultum
Lineage: Eukaryota; Fungi; Glomeromycota; Glomeromycetes; Paraglomerales; Paraglomeraceae
Source: the annotation of a GenBank genome assembly